AUGUCUUCGAGCGCGGCGCCCAAACCGCUUCCGACGUAUGUGACGCUGGUCUCGGGCGCCACAGCCGGUGUCGUAGAGCUCCUGUGCCUGUAUCCCCUCGGUACGUGGGAUGUGCUGACGCAGAUGUCGUCAAGACGCGCCUGCAGCUCCAGCGCUCCUCGGCCGGCGGCAGUGCGCCGUACCGCGGCAUUGUCAACACGCUCGGGCGCAUCGCGCGUGACGAAGGGCGCCGAAGCGCGCGAUCAAGUUCGGGUACGUCGUCGCUACUUACGCAGCGCCAAUGACUUUUGGGGCAAGGUGUUCCGGCCGCUGUUUCCUGGGCGCGGCACGAAUGCCACGCAUGCGCUCCUGACGGGCUGUGCGGCCGGCGCCACGGAAAGCCUGGUCGUCGUGCCGUUCGAGCUCGUCAAGAUCCGCCUGCAGGACCGCGCACAGACACACCUGUACCGUGGCCCGAUGGACGUGGUGCGCAAGAUUGUGGCCGAGUCGGGGUGGGCGGGCCUGUUCCGCGGGCUGCCGGUGACCAUGGUGCGCCACAUUCUGUGGAAUGGCGGCUUCUUUGGCUCGAUCCCCCUGAUCCGCUCGUACAUGCAGCCCCCGACGAACAAGCGCGAACGCAUGCAGAACAUGCUGCUGAGCGGUACGCUCGGCGGCUUCAUCGGCACCCUGCUCAACACGCCUGCGGACGUCGUCAAGACGCGCGUCCAGAAUACGUCGCCGGAGCCGGGGCAGCCGCCCAAGUACCGCGGCAUCGUCCAUGGCUUCGCGCGCAUCCUGCGUGAAGAGGGCCCCGGAGCGCUGUACAAGGGCUUCCUGCCCAAGGUCGUGCGUCUCGCGCCCGGCGGCGGCCUCCUCCUCUUUGUGGUGGAGACCCUCAACGGGCAGGCGCGCCACCUGCUUGGUCCACCUUAUAUCUAA
Messenger RNA from Malassezia sympodialis ATCC 42132, 918 nucleotides. RefSeq lists its product as uncharacterized. The transcript has 2 exons. Gene Ontology annotation, biological process: L-glutamate transmembrane transport; aspartate transmembrane transport; malate-aspartate shuttle. Gene Ontology annotation, molecular function: L-aspartate transmembrane transporter activity; L-glutamate transmembrane transporter activity. Lineage: Eukaryota; Fungi; Basidiomycota; Malasseziomycetes; Malasseziales; Malasseziaceae. The coding region runs from base 1 to 918 and encodes 305 amino acids. The record is from RefSeq and is a predicted model, not a curated record.